Messenger RNA from Coregonus clupeaformis (lake whitefish), 2758 nucleotides. RefSeq names its product palmitoyltransferase ZDHHC20-B. Gene Ontology annotation, cellular component: Golgi apparatus; endoplasmic reticulum. The transcript is spliced from 14 exons. Lineage: Eukaryota; Metazoa; Chordata; Actinopteri; Salmoniformes; Salmonidae. Gene Ontology annotation, biological process: peptidyl-L-cysteine S-palmitoylation; protein targeting to membrane; synaptic vesicle maturation. The record is from RefSeq and is a predicted model, not a curated record. Gene Ontology annotation, molecular function: protein-cysteine S-palmitoyltransferase activity. Bases 126 to 1241 code for a protein of 371 amino acids.
CUUUUAGGACUGCACUUGAAGUGUGGGACACUUGAGCACUCUAACGGGAGACGAAUGAAAUUGCACAGGGAGUUUGGUCCGUGACGUCACGCAAACACUCCCUUCGGUUUGAUGGAAGAGUAAAGAUGGCGCCCACCCACGUACUGAGAUGCUGUCAACGGGGCUUAGCUUGGAUACCUGUGGUUUUUAUCGCCCUAGUCGUAUGUUGGUCCUAUUAUGCGUACGUCGUGGAGCUCUGCAUUUUCACCAUCCCCAGCAUAGCAGAGAAGAUCAUCUACAUGGUGUUCUUCCAUCUGUCCUUCGUCAUGUUUGUGUGGUCCUACUGGAAGACCAUCUUCACAAGGCCCGCCAACCCCUCCAAAGAGUUCUGCUUGCCUAAGGCAGAGAAGGAGCAGUAUGUGAAGGAGGAGAGACCAGAGUCGCAGCAGGAGAUCCUGUGGAGGGCUGCCGCUAACCUGCCACUCUACACACGCACCGGGGCUGGAGCGAUCCGCUACUGUGACCGGUGUCAGGUGAUCAAACCAGACCGCUGCCACCACUGUUCUGCCUGCGACAUGUGUGUGCUGAAGAUGGACCAUCAUUGCCCCUGGGUGAACAACUGUGUGGGAUUCUCCAACUACAAGUUCUUUAUUCUGUUCCUGUGCUACUCUCUGGUGUACUGUUUGUUCAUUGCAGCCACCGUACUGCAGUAUUUCAUCAAGUUCUGGACACUUUGCCGGAGGAAAUCGGCAGAGAACUGCCCCAAGAAUGAGCUGCCAGACACUCACGCCAAAUUCCAUGUCUUGUUUCUCUUUUUUGUGGCGGCCAUGUUCUGCAUCAGCAUUCUCUCCCUCUUCAGCUAUCACCUGUGGCUCGUAGGGAAGAACAGGUCCACCAUAGAGGCGUUCAGGGCUCCAGUGUUCAGGACAGGUUCUGAUAAGAACGGUUUCUCUCUGGGCUUCGGGAAGAACAUCGCCCAGGUGUUUGGAGACCAGAAGAAGUUCUGGCUGCUACCCAUCUUCACCAGUCAGGGUGAUGGACUGACGUUCCCAUCACGGCUGGUCAACAUUGACCCAGAACAGCCCACAGUCAGCCUACAGCCAGAGGCCAAUAAAAGUAUUGAAGAUUUCCCGGCCAGUCCUCUCAGUGAGUCUCAGAACCAUCUCCUAGGCAACGAGCAGCAUGCCAACAACGUCACAGAACACCUGGAGAAUGACACUGGGAGUGAGACCAUCACAAUCAUCAUGGAGAGGGAGUCAUAACAAGGAGAAGAAACCAGCCAUCUAAUAUGAUGCCUUAAGUAUGCUACCAUUUUUUUGUCACCAUGGAAACAGUCUCCCAAUGCAUCCCUGUAGCUACGAAAAUGUCACACUCAGCAUAACCAUGGAAACGGACUUUCACGCGUCACCAUAGAUAUACCCUAUAGCCUUGUCUUUUAAUCAUCAGCAAGUUACACACACACACAAGUAUUUAUGCAGUUGCACAGAAGAACCACACAAAGCCUACUGUAAACAUAUUUUUAUUUUAGUUGACUGUGACCCGAUUGUUCACCCAGGACUGAUAAUGGAUCUCAGAAUCACUUGAUGAUGGCAGGAAUAGUAAUCAAUCUUUGCACUUCAGAGUGGAGACUGCCUGUGCCAAAAGCUGACAGACUGGGUGUUAAAUGGACCAGGGCUGAGGAAGGACCUGAACUGGGAGAAGACUGUCUGAGCUGGGAGGUACUGGGACAUAAUGAUUUGUACAGAUUUUUCACCCAACGUUUAUAAAAUGGAUGCUAUGAAGCUGGAAGAUAUCACCAAGACUGAUAAAACUACAUGGAAGAAGCCUAAUUUUGUUUACACAUAAUUUAUGGGAGUGUUUGGUGUGUACCAUCGAUGGACAUUACAAGGGGUGCCUAAAAGACAAAACCUGGACUAUACGAAGAAGAACCAUUGGAGGGGAUGCUGGACUAAACCAUUGCUAAAGUGAAAUGGGAGUGUCCAACCGGGUUUUGAUCAUGUCAAUGCACAUGUCGCAUUUGCACUCUCAAGAUUAAGUUUUAAUAUCCAUCACGUGCUGCAUUCUUCAUGUCCAAAAACAGAUUAAGAAAGGUGUGUCCUUGAGUUGGUGUGUGUAAUCAGAUUUGUGAAGAGAGUGAAAGAGGGAAUGCCUGCAUGAGUGUGUAUGUAGGCAUAUUUGUUGAGAGAGAGAGUGUGAGGAUGUGCAGGCAGGUGCUUGCUGUAACUAACAGCCUAGAAGGAUCAGCUUUAGGUGUUAAUGAAUGGAUGGAUUGAUAGUUUGGUUUACAUUCAUUCACCAGCUGUGUGUCGACCCUGAAGGGGAUUUAAUGUGAGAGUAUACAGUAUGGCCUCAAGCUCCUCCUCAACCAGUUCUAGCUCAUGGUCACUUUAUUACACGUUGAUCAAUGAUUAUUUUAACGUAUCAGACACUACAACCUUGAACAUCACCUUUUACGAGGGCUGCGUCUGAAAUUACACCCUAUUUCUCCAUAUAGUGUACUUUUGACUAGAGCCACGUAGGGUUAGUGGUUAAACUUGUGUGCUAUAUGGGGAAUAGGCUGUGAUUUGGGAUCAGCCUGAGGUCACCAUUCAUUGCCAAAUAAAGGGCUGACCAAUCAGCUGCUCUGACCUCUGAACUGGGAGUGUUUACAACACCUGAUGCCAUAGAAUUAGAAUUCUAGUUUUAGUAUUCUAGUUCUUCUAGUUCUAUGCUUGAUACAUCUCUGCUCUCACGUCAUUGGCCUGUUUCAUGGAAACCAAAUUAAAUUGCUUAGUUGUGA